AUGUCAUUCGCAGGCGUAUCCUUGAUCCGCGACGGCAGGCUAUGGCCUUCCGCGUCGGCCACCAACGAUGCCGGCGCCGCCAGUGGGUACCACCUGCUCGUGGUCGAAGGCUACUCGCGUACCAAGGCCGACGUCCUCACUGGGAAAUACAUCGAGUCUCGCUCUUUUAGAGUCGGAGGGUACCUCUGGUUUCUCAAGUACUACCCCAACGGCCAGGCGUCGGGCUACGCGGACUUUAUCUCCGCUUCUCUGAUCCUUGCCCAGGAUGUUGCAACGCCCGUAAAGGCGAAGAGGGAUGACUUCGAGAAUUCGGAACAUCUCAAGGAUGACAGUUGCACCAUCAGGUGCGAUGUUGUCGUCAUCGAAGACGUCAAUGCCAAGGCCACGGCUUCACCGUUCGUCACGGUGCCACUGCCUGACAUGCAGCGGCACUUCGCCGACCUCCUGGCGUCCAAGGAAGGCGCGGACGUGACGUUCAAGGUCGGUGGAGAGAAAUUCUCCGCACACCGGUGCGUCCUCGCGGCACGGUCUAGAGUCUUCAAGGCCGAGCUUUUUGGCCCGAUGAAGGAGGGCGCAUCAGCAGCGGGUGCCAUACAUGUAGAGGACAUGGAGGUUCAAGUUUUCAGGGCAAUUCUUGCGUUCAUUUACAAUGACUCGGAACCAGAGCUGGAGAAGGGAGAUGAUGAAGAUGUGAUUUGGCAACAGCUACUUGUUGCGGCGGAUAGGUAUGAUCUCCGGCGGCUGAAGCUCAUGUGUGAAGAUAAUCUGUGCGGGUUCAUCAAUGUGAACACCACGACGGCCAUCCUGGCUCUAGCUGAGCGCCAUGGUUGUGAUGGGCUGAAGAAGGCGUGCUACGAUUUUCUGGCCACUCCAGGAAAUGUUAAGGCUGUCGUGGCCACUGAUGGCUUCGACCAUCUGAUCAGCAGCUUCCCAUCUGUUGUCAAGGAGUUGAUGGUCAUGCUUGCUCCUUAG
Molecule: messenger RNA, 972 nt
Organism: Lolium rigidum
Lineage: Eukaryota; Viridiplantae; Streptophyta; Magnoliopsida; Poales; Poaceae
Product: BTB/POZ and MATH domain-containing protein 2-like
Exons: 2
Coding region: 1-972 (323 amino acids)
Biological process (GO): protein ubiquitination
Molecular function (GO): protein binding
Source: RefSeq, a predicted model, not a curated record